This is a messenger RNA of Osmerus eperlanus (European smelt), 5269 nucleotides long. It is a transcript of the gene ipmkb, whose product is annotated as inositol polyphosphate multikinase b. Gene Ontology annotation, cellular component: nucleus; cytoplasm. NCBI's taxonomy places the organism in Eukaryota, Metazoa, Chordata, Actinopteri, Osmeriformes, Osmeridae. Gene Ontology annotation, biological process: inositol phosphate biosynthetic process. Bases 655 to 2028 code for a protein of 457 amino acids. The record is from RefSeq and is a predicted model, not a curated record. The transcript is spliced from 6 exons. Gene Ontology annotation, molecular function: inositol tetrakisphosphate kinase activity; inositol-1,4,5-trisphosphate 3-kinase activity.
AGGUGUCAUGUUGAUUGCCGCCCAUACUGGAUAUGAUAAUCUCCAAAAUAGGAUUAUACAGAACUCGUCAAAGAUUUUCGAUGCUUUUUUUCCAUCGUCUGUUUCUACUCUUCUUUUCUGAUUGAACGAGGUUGUACGUCGUCAGACAUAGAUAUGUGAUGUCACGCAAUAUCAACCGAGCAAACCAGCCUGCGGUGUGGAACGUGUAAUGUGGCGAGGUAGCUAAGAACCUGUACCAGAACCAGUUUAUGCAUAGAUUUUCCAAAUAGAUAAUUAAGCUGUCUCGUUCAAAGAGGAUUAGUUUCGAAAACAAUUCGGAGGACGUUUGCCAAUAUCGGUCUUGUGUCAUUAUAAAAGCAAUUUUGGGGAAUCGAGGAGUGUUUACGUCUCCCUAGCGAGGAAGUGGGAUGUGGCCAGCCUGUAUUUAUGCUGCCGUUCAAGAUAUGAAAAUCAUUGUAGCAGUGGUUUUGGAGCCUCGCUACAUAGUAAAUAAAACGGGAUACUCGGCACUGGACGAUAGCCCCUUUGAUAAAUUCGAUGACGACUCCUACAUCCUUCGAAAUUGUUCGGGGGUAUCUCUGAUUACAUAAUAUCAAUAUGUGAAUCUGACAGGCUACCUAUACAUUUUUUUGGAACACCAUUUAUUGAUCGCGAAUGUCAACUCAACAUCAGAUAAUGGACUCAUCUUUAGCUCUGGGAAGACUGGAACUGAACAGCCCCAUGGUCAAACGGGGAACUCGGCUCUCCGGCGGCCCGGUGAAGGAGAAGAGCGUCCAGCCGAGCUUGCAGGCUCACCUGAACGGAUGUGUGCCGCUUUCUCAUCAAGUGGCGGGUCAUAAGUAUGGCGUUGAUAAAGUUGGUAUAUUACAGCAUCCGGAUGGUACUGUACUGAAACAGCUGCAGCCCCCUCCUCGAGGCCCCCGCGAGAUGCAGUUCUACAGCAUGGUUUGUGAUGCAGACUGUCGUGACCCGUGUCUUCUGGAACUUCAGAAACACCUACCCAAGUACUUUGGAACCUGGUCAUAUCCUGACACACCCAACGACCUGUACCUGAAGCUGGAGGACGUGACCCGGCGCUUCCACAAGCCCUGCAUCAUGGACGUGAAGAUCGGCCAACGCAGCUACGACCCGUUCGCCUCGCAGGAGAAGCGCGACCAGCAGGUCAGGAAGUACCCUCUCAUGGAGGAGAUCGGCUUCCUGGUCCUGGGCAUGAGGGUGUACAAGCUGGGCUCUGACAGUUAUGACUCAUAUGACCAGCACUACGGACGCGGCCUGGUGAAGGACACCAUCAGAGACGGUCUAUCUAAGUUCUUCCACAAUGGGCUGGGUCUGAGGAGAGACGCUGUGUCGGCCAGUAUCCUGAAGGUUCAGAAGAUCCUCCAGUGGUUCGAGGAGCAGAGCCAGCUCACCUUCUAUGCCAGUUCGCUGCUCUUUGUCUACGAGGGCUUGCCCACCCACAAUCCCAGCCCUGGGGGGCUCCUCCACCACCCCAGAACCCCCCUGGAGAACAACGCCACCUCCUUAUUGGCUGCUGAUGGUGACGCCGACCAGGAAGAGGAAGUGGUGGAGUACAACAACAACGUCCAGGUCGGCGUGCCGCUGGAAUACAGCCAGUCCACCACAUACGCCAUGCACAAGAAAGGCUGUCCCAAGGGCCAUCACCACGGCAAAGGCCCCACCGUCAACCCCUCUGCCGCCGUCGGCGACGAGGAAAUCACAGCCCCCAACGCCAUGGAGGACAACACCGCCUGGAAAAGACCGGACGCCACGGAGCAGCCAAACGGCAACGGGUGUCAGGGGGACUUGGAAGGAGAGGGGGAGGAGGGGGUGGAACAGGGGGAGGGGGAUGAGGGGUCAGCGUCGGAGGAGCAGGAGAAGGACGGCCUCAGCAGCAGUGUUAGCGGGGAGGUGGAGGUGAGGAUGAUCGACUUUGCCCACGUGUUCCCUUCCGAGAGCCAGGACCAUGGAUACAUCUAUGGCCUCAGACACUUACUGAUGGUCCUCCAGCAGAUCCUGGACCAGCCCUAGACCCUCUCAUCUCCAAUGGUCUUUAAUGGUGCGUGUGUGUCCUUGAGUGUGUGUGUGUGUGUUGUACUGUAGUCUGUGAGUGUGCGAAUGACUUCCAGGCCACCUCCCUAAACCUAAUGUUCUGCACUAUAUGCACUAUCCAUGAAGGCAUUACAGUCCUGCUCUCUCCCUAGAGACCGUCUUUAGAUGGUCUCAGCCAUUCCUAAUUCAGUAUGCAGUAGAGAUGGUCUUGAGAUAUCUAUUUUCUACAGCAGCUCUGGAUAUUCAGAUGCUAAGAUUUGUAAAAUAACUACUCUAAUAACUACUAAGGAUGGCGAGAUUAAGGUAAGAGUUAAAGCCUAAAUUGAUAGUCAAUCAUCUGUUGAGCCAUCUUUAGGCGGCGCUAUCAUGGCAUAAUGGCACGUUGUUUGUCUAUAGUUCUUCGAUGUGCGUGUAUGUAUUUGUUUGUUUUUAACCACUGUUGACAGGUAUCUAACUCAGGUAAACAACUGUAUUCAACACUCAGAGACAGAACCCUCUAAUGUAAACUGUCAACCAGCCCACAAAUACUAUCUGCUAUGUUUUAUAGGAUUGAAUCAGUCUUUGUUUUAAAACCUUUUCAUUCCUUUUGGUUCUUUAAGGUUUCUGAUGGAGUCUUUUGUUUUAUUGAUCUCUUAACAUUAGCUAUAAUUAUAGGUGAAGUACUUUUUAAUGACACUGUUAUUAUCAUGUAGUUCUAUUUUUUGCUGCCAAAUCACCUGCUCUUUGAGAAUCUGUGUUCUUACAGUGAGAUUUGUGUGUGGUUCACCGAAGAUCAGUUUCUAGAAUGUCGCCCCCUCUGUCAUGUGACGUGUCUGUGAGGAUCCGGAGGGUCAUAGGAAAAGGCAAUAGGUUGUUGUGAUGACAAUGAAUUAAUCAAGCUGACCAGACAGAAAUGGAGAGAGAGUUGAUGAGAUUGUUGGAGUGUCUGUUGGUCAGAAGAAUAGAAUGCCAAACUCGCGUUUUCUUUGUAUUUAAUUUAUUUUAUCAGAGCGAAAGAUGGAAGGCUUUGUGGUUUCCAGGGUGACUUGCCUUUCUUAAGCACUGGUCUGUGAUCAGCUGUCCUUUCUCUAGUACAACUCUUAACUAUGAGAGGGGAAAGCAUACAGCUGGCCUGAGACCAGUGCCUAAAGGUCAGCUUAACCUAUGAGAGCACCAAGCCUUCCACCAUGAGGCCUAGAGGGAAUACUGGUGAGUACUGGUGAGUACUGGUGAGUACUGGUGAGUACUGGUGAGUACUGGUGAAUACUGGUCCACGUGUUGCUGUUGUCUUAACCCAGAACAUGCUUCCAAAGUUUCAUCUCCUUCCAACAUUGACUGUAUUUAGUUGCACAGAGCUGCUGUCCUCUCUUACUCUCCCUGAAUCUCAUUGAUCGCUAUAGACGUGUUGUUUAUUUUCAUUUUAAUCAAACAUAUGCAUAUAUUGACCCUACUUUUAUGUUGCUUGAAAGUAUGAUUUAUUGCAGUUGUAUCUGAUGAAAUCUUAAUUUGUUGCAAUGUGAAAUUACCUUGAUAUUUCUGUAUGAUUUUAAAGGUAUGUUGCACCCUAUAGAGUCUGCCGAUGGUCUUAUCUAUAAAUUAGUUGAUUUGCGGCACAUCAGAAGCAAUCUCGAGGACCUUGGCAGUUAGAGAGAUGUUUACAGUUGAAAGAUGAGCAUUUUUGUUUCUCUGUCGUCACUGCCUUAUUUAAUGUCACUCCAUUAGCCCCCUCUCUGAUAACGGUGUAUCACGCAGGCAGCUUUGUGAGGAUACUCUCACACGCCAACUCAACGUGUUGUUGUUGUGUUGUUGUAUCACACUAUCACCCAGCAGCUUCAGCGUUUCUCCACAGGGCAUUGUUUGUUUGUUUGUUUGUUUGUUUGAUUAGUAAGAACAAAUCUCUCAGUUAUUGAUUAGGAAAAGAAAAGGGCAUUGUUGAUUAUUAUGCAGCCCUCAACGACAUGGUAACAUUCCGACCUUGCCUCUGUGUCCUGUUCCACAUUCUGGUGGGGCUUGUUGAAUGCGGCCGUGGAAUGUGUGAACCGACCAGACCACAUUCUAAGGCAAGAGCCGGGUGGGCGGGCGUGAACGCAUAAGAACCACUAUGGUUGGAACAGGAGUGUGGGCUUGAGAGCGGUCAACCGUGUCUUGUUGAAGAUUGAUUUUCAAGCUGUUCUACAAAGAAUUGAAAUCUCUUGUUUACAUUCGAUUGAUUCUAUUUGAUUCAUCUGGGUAAAAUGUGUCUUUGUAGUAGUCAUGUCAUGACGAUGCAUUAUGGCCAAGUAAAUGAACACACGGCCCAUGUGAUGGCCAGGAACCUAACCAUGUUUGUUUUGUUGGCUGGAGUCUUCUAUUCUUACAUUUUUGUAUCAAUGAUGCACUGAAAACAAAUGAAUAAUAAAUGUAGAACAUAUAUUUUGAACCCUUUGCUGUGAAAUAACCAAUGACUUACAGUGUGAGGGGCACGGCGUCAUUCUUAGAGAACACCUCGCUGAAAUAUGGAGGUCCGUAAAGGGUAUAUUAUUCAUAUUUGGUUAGACUGGAUUUGUAUCUGAUAAAUUGAGCCAAGCAGAAGAGUUCUCCUUAUUGUAUAUAGAAAAUACUCAAUUGAUAUACUCAAUUCCGCAACAAAUCACUUUAUUUUUGAUUUAGCAACAAACUGUAAAAGUUUCAGAUGGUUUGAUUGAUGGAAUUGUUUGUCAGUGUGUUCUCCCAGUUUGUUCUCGUUGUUCAUGGGUUACCAGCAAACCUCUGGAGAGAGUUCCCGUCGUGCCUUUCUCCAGAUGGACUGGAAUAUGCCUUGCAGAACACAGGUGUGGGUCAAAUGGUUUUUUAAGUCCUUUUGAGUUCUGGUUUUUGACUGAUGGAAUCAAUGGAAUUGUGUGCAUGAUGACGGUAUAAAGCAUUUCCCUCUAGUUGUUCCCCAUUGUGUUAUUUGAAAGGAGGAUUUCAAAAACUGUUUGAACCCAUGUCUGAAAUAGUUUAGUUUUUUUCUGAGUGGUGUCCAUGGUUUCUCCACUGUCAUCUUCCCCUCCCAGUGCUGACCUCGACAGGAACAGGAAAGGCAGAAGAGGAAGUGAUGUGAUCUACUGUGUCUCUCUCAUAUCGGAAUCAGAUUGAAAUGGACUAAUUACUACUAUUUUGUAAAAGACAUAUAUGUAAAUGUAUAAUAUGUAGACGGACCCAAUAAUGGCUGUAUAUUUGGCAGAUUAUUAUUACUAAUAAAAAUAUUCCCAAUGACAAA